AAUAUUAAGGAGGUGUGGCCUAAAUAGCAAAAUUCUGCGGCGCGUGGAGGCCCUAUUCGUGAAUGUGUGACUGGGCUUUAGAGGGAUUGAAAAGAAAGUUGUGCCGGGGAUUAAAAUACCAAAUCGAAACCAAAAAUGGGACCAAUCUGGAUGAUUAUGGCUUUGAGGCAGGGAUGAACUUUUACCCUAAAAAAUCAUCCAUCUCUGAAACAGACAAUUAUUCACAUGUGUACUCCUCUGGGUAUCUUCCUAAACACAUCGUAGAACUUUUAAACGUAUUUCUACCCAAAACUGUGUAUUAUCAUCAGCAUGAAUAAAAAACUGCGUAAUUUCUUCAAGCAUUAAAGGGGCAUUAUGUAACAUUUUUGAACCAAAAAAAAUUAAAAUACUUCAGUAAAAUCUUCGCGUGAUUGUGAUUUUCUUCCACUUUUCAACAUAUUUCUGCAAUAACCCGACAUUUCUGACAUUUAUGGUUGGCACUAAAUAGCCCACACGAGGCAAAUUCAGUUUGUGGUGCCACUAUAAACUGCCAGAAUGUAAACAGCCGUGUUUCCAAAUUUUUACCACACUCGUAAGGCAUAAUAUUUUAUCAUUCACUUCCUGAACGGCACUCAUUUGCAUUUAAGUUAGGUUGUUGUAAAAAAAAUGGCUAGAAAAGAUACUUUUUGUAUCGUCCUAAUGUUACAUAAUGCAGCUUUCAUGUAUAGAUGAAAAUACAACGACCAUACUUGUUUUCAGUGAUGUGCUUCCGAGACAGACUUGUUAACCUAACAAUCACACCCACGUUUCUUCCGGCGUGUGUAUACCAUGAAUAAACAACGGCUCAAACAGACUAUAAACGGCAGAGCAGAGUUUAUUCGGCAACAGUUACACCUCAGCUCGAUCGCUUCCUAGUCGGUACCCUGUGCUGUCUCGUGUUUUACAGAAAAUUGUGAGGCCUCGAUAACCAGAAAAGGUUGCUCCUUCUUCACGGUACCUUCAAACACAGCCAUCCUGAUCUUUUUGAAGUCAGCCGGUACCGUUGUGUGGAAACUGCGAUGAUGAAUUCGAAGCAGACCGGCUGCUGGCUCCUGGUGAUCGGUUCUGUUCUCGGCAGCGUCACGGCGACAGACGUCCGCUCUUUCAGCCCCAAUUGGUGCAUGUUACGUCCCUGGCACAUGUGCGUGCGGGACGACAUCAAGGUUCGUGAUACUUUCUACCACAACAUGACUUGCAUCUGCACAUCUUGCUUCUUGAACCCUCGAGACAUGGGCUGUGCUCCACUCUACUCGUUGGCUCCCUUCCCCGCUGCCCAGUGGGUCGCCCUGCGCGGUGUCCCCGUCGGAAACCUGUCCUCGCAAACUCUGGGUCCCAUCGAGCGGUCUUCAUUGACGGUCCUUGUCCUUAUAGAUGCAGGUAUAAACAUGAUUGAAAACAAACUAUUCGCCAGGUUUCCACACUUACGGUCAGUACAUUUAGAUCAUAACACUUUGUCGCAGCUGAAACGAGCUUCGUUCUCAGGCAUGAACACUUCUCACCCAUCUCUCACCUACCUGUCGUUCUCUCACAACUGCAUUGUUGAACUAGAACCUGGGUGUUUCGAAGACGUUUCACGUCUAACAAUGUUAGAUUUGUCCCACAAUCUGCUGUCGGAAGUAGCGAGUGAGUGGUUCCGUGGUCUUUCCUUCCUACAUACGCUGAUUCUGAGUCGCAACAAGAUUGAAAUCGUUUCUGCAACCGCCUUCGAUUCACUUCACGAUCUACGAGUCCUGAACGUAAGUCACAACCCUCUGACGUGUCUGAGCGAGAGAACACUCUCGGGGCUGUCAUUACAAACCUUCAGCGCAGGGGGAGGGCGAGUCAUUUCAUGGGAGCAAGAUGACGAAAUGAACUGGAGUCUCACCGUGGACAAAAUUAACUUUCCUUGGAGGAUACAGAGGGUUCGCCUGCGCAUCGAUAACUUCGGUUUCUGCCUCAUAUAUACGACAGCGACAAGAGACUUCCAACUCAGAUGGGCUCGUGUGGACAGUUUAUAUUCCGACUUUUUUAAUGGGCAAGAACCCGACUGUUCGAUACAUGCGUUUGGCCCGAUAAACAUCCGACCACCGUUUGUUGUCGCAACAGCUUUGAAGAAACCAGAAAACAAGAACGGGCGCUUAGCUAACCUGUGUCCAGAAGCUUGGACAAGACAUGACGGAAUGGCUUUAGUCCUGGAAGGUAAUGUGGGCUUGCAGCUUGUCGGCAUGCGCAAAACAGAAAUAUCGGAGACAAGCGGAAGCGAUGGGCAUGGUAUUGCUUUGGUGUCUAGCUACAAGAGAAAUCCAGAUUUUGUGAUGGAAUACGAAACAGAGCCGAGUGUAACAAACAUUUCCUGCUUUGUAUUCUUUCGCGGAGAGGCAGGCCCGGGCACUUUGCCGCCGUCGUUUUUCCAAGCCGCAGGGGCAGGGCCAUACUCGGAAUGCCCCGACUCAAAGUUUUCUACAGACAUUCCAAAUAAAGAGUCCAACACCACAAGUACAGAUUCCACCAGUCAAACCGCCGACUAUGCUACAGGCUACUUAGAGAAUAGCACCGAGGAUACAAGGUUUGAAUUGACCACCAUGAUAGUACAAGAUCCCUACAGAACGCUAAUUCCCCUUCUUCAAUCCAGUGUCACCAUGCCAAUUGCAAAGGAAGCGGCCUCUCCAUAUUUAGUGUUAAUAUUAAUUUCCUUGCCCGGACUUGUUAUCCUAACACUAAUCUUAGUGAUGGCCUACAGGCGCAGACGUACCAGGAAUGCCGCUCAGAAUGUACCAGUUGUCCCGGCCCUGGUGCACAGUUGCCGUCAGCCUGUAACGCAGCUUAUUGGCAAUUCUAUGUACACAACAUCGAAUCAAACUUUGGCUCAACCCUCAGCCCUGGUGCACAGUUGCCGUCAGCCUGUAACGCAGCUUAUUAGCAAUUCUAUGUACACAACAUCGAAUCAAACUUUGGCUCAACCCUCAGGUGGUACUGACCUGACCAAACAAAGCACAGACUGUCGUUCUUCUAUUCUCUCCACGCACACGUACUACGAAAUAAAGGACGAGGACGUUUAUACACACACAGAAAUGCCGCUGCAAAUGUACCAGGUACUGCUUUAA
Molecule: messenger RNA, 3101 nt
Organism: Branchiostoma belcheri (Belcher's lancelet)
Lineage: Eukaryota; Metazoa; Chordata; Leptocardii; Amphioxiformes; Branchiostomatidae
Exons: 1
Coding region: 1038-3101 (687 amino acids)
Molecular function (GO): protein binding
Source: RefSeq, a predicted model, not a curated record